AUGAGUCCCAGCUCUGCUUCCUCCAUCCCUCACCUGCCAGAGCCCAUAACCCCGCCAAAGGACGAAAAACAGCAGCCCCGGAUCCAGCCCCAUGCGACGCCCAUGACACACCUACAGACCAUAGAAGAUGCUUCAGAUCUACAGCUCCUGGAGGACGAUGAUCAGAUCUCGCUGCUUCCCAGACUCCUUAGGAUCAGCAGAAAAGAGAUGUUCGCCCUGGCCGCGAAGGAGCUGAAGCUAACCAUCCAGUCAGAGGCAACCACACAGACUGACGACGGCAUGUUCGUCAGUAGACUAACCCUUGGCAAUAUGCUGGCAAGAGUUUCCUAUGACAUCGAAACCAAAGAAUUUAUUGGCAGUGCCGCAAUCUCGAAGAACUUAGCGAUUGAGAAUGCAUACCACAGUAUACUUAGGUACCUUGAAAACGAGAAACGGAUUGAGAUUGAUGACUACAAUGCUGAACGUGUCUCAGAACUAAAGGGCGACAUGUUUUUCUCUAAAACAUGGCUUAUGCUAUUUGAAGAUAAAGCUAAAAAACUGAAACAAUAUAUCAGUGCAAAGAACACGGCGCUACAACGGGGUUUUCACUCCUUCAAUUCAGUGUGCCUUGAAAAGUCCUCCAUGGUCCCCCUCCUCGCAUGCAAGCAGGCAUCACCAGCGAAAAAAAGAGCACGCCAGCAGCCGAUUUGUAGCAGCGACAACACAGAUCCGUCGUCGGUUUACUCCAAGCUGUCCAUGACCUUGUCCAAGCUACGUGCGGAGCUGCUCCGACUUCUUGAACCUGCCGACCAGGACAUGUCCCCCCCAUCCGAACACGCUACGACCUGA
This is a messenger RNA of Miscanthus lutarioriparius, 828 nucleotides long. NCBI's taxonomy places the organism in Eukaryota, Viridiplantae, Streptophyta, Magnoliopsida, Poales, Poaceae. The record is from the annotation of a GenBank genome assembly.